AUGCCAUUCUACGCUUGGAGACCUUUUCUCUGUGAAGACCACCGCAGAUACGCACACGGUGGGCCGUUGAGAAACACGGUGGAUGUCUCAUUUCUCAAUCGGCAAUCCGGAUAUAGUCCCCAAGUCUUGUGUGAAGCUCAUUUGACGUGUGUGAUAUCCGGGUCUGAUGACCAGCAUUGGGUUGCCUAUUUCUUCACCGACACCUAUUUUGAUGGUAAGGAUGAGGCAAGAGAGACCGUCCUCGAAUACGACAAGGAUAAGCGGAGUGACCACGGCAUGAAUGCGGAUCCGUUGACCUACGGCAAUGUCGACGCAGAUGUUGAUCCGGUCUGGGAUCCGCGAAAAUACUUUCUCACCAUAGUCCAACAUCGACUCGGACAGGUAACACGCGAGUGGUGCCAGGUAGUCACGAAUCUUAGGGAAAGUUUCUAUAAUUUCGAGCAGGUACGGUGCCUUCUAUCUUAUCACAAUCUGAAAGCCACGGUCGGUAGCUAUUGA
Molecule: messenger RNA, 498 nt
Organism: Cladophialophora psammophila CBS 110553
Lineage: Eukaryota; Fungi; Ascomycota; Eurotiomycetes; Chaetothyriales; Herpotrichiellaceae
Exons: 1
Coding region: 1-498 (165 amino acids)
Source: RefSeq, a predicted model, not a curated record